AUGGAGCAUGUACACCUCGUCAAGAAAUUAUCUAAUCAAGAAGUGAUGGAUCUCCUCAUCACCGAGACUAAUAGAUAUGCCCGCCAGAGGAAUGAUCACCAGUUUACUCAGAAAACGGACCUUUUCAAAUUCCUGGGUAUACUUUUCUUGACCGGCUACCAUUCGUUACCGCGAGAGGAUCUGUGCUGGUCCAAAGAAGAAGACGUGAACGUGCCUCUCGUUGAAAAAGUGAUGAGCCGGUUCAAGUUUCGACAAAUAAAGUACCUGCACGCAGCCAACAACGAAACACUGAACAAAACGACAAGAUUUGGAAACUUGAUCUGCUUUUGCAAGCAGCCAACAAAAGCCUGCUGCAGUUCGGUGUAUUUGCAACGUAGCUCAGUGUGA
Molecule: messenger RNA, 387 nt
Organism: Ixodes scapularis (black-legged tick)
Lineage: Eukaryota; Metazoa; Arthropoda; Arachnida; Ixodida; Ixodidae
Product: piggyBac transposable element-derived protein 3-like
Exons: 1
Coding region: 1-387 (128 amino acids)
Molecular function (GO): sequence-specific DNA binding
Source: RefSeq, a predicted model, not a curated record